Fragaria vesca subsp. vesca is the source of this 978-nucleotide messenger RNA. RefSeq lists its product as uncharacterized. Lineage: Eukaryota; Viridiplantae; Streptophyta; Magnoliopsida; Rosales; Rosaceae. The transcript has a single exon. Bases 1 to 978 code for a protein of 325 amino acids. The record is from RefSeq and is a predicted model, not a curated record. Gene Ontology annotation, molecular function: DNA binding.
AUGUUCGACUACCAAAGCUACCUGAAAGUUCACGGUCCUGGUUAUGUUGGGAAAACGAGACCCAUAACUGAAGGUGUAAAGCUAUGCACUCGAAGUGGGCGAUCUUGUUCAGAAUGCGGCACAAGAACCGGAGUAAGGCUUUCUUGCUUUUGUUGUGCACAAGUGUUGUGUGGAGAUUGCCGUGUUAGUAGUGCUUCUGAGUUUGCACUGGUUAUAGGAAACAAAAAGGGCAUUUGCAAGAGCUGUUGGGAUCUUGUUCUGCUUGAAGAUCAAGAAAGCUCGUCGGAAAACGAUAGCGAAAGCGAUGAUGAUUCAGAAGAGAUCACAUCGGAUGAUGCGGAAAGUAUAGGCUCGUCAGAAGCGCCUACCAAUCUUCCCUGCAAUAUUUGGAAACAAAAUCGCUUUGCAUCUUUGGUUGUUGAUAACAUCAGGCUUGUCUACAUGAAAAAGAGCCUUGUGGAGGAGUUGACGAAGGAGCAACCUCAUUGUUGGAAAAGCAAAGUGGUUGGAAGUUUUGUGAGAAUCAAGACUGACCCAAGAGACUACUCUAGGACAAAUUAUCACCAACUUGCAGAAGUUCAAGGCAUAUACAAGAAGAGCUCGACCAGUGAAUUUCUCGUGCAAGUGCUUACCAGUAAUGUGACAAGAGACAUUCCUGUUUCUCAACUUUCAGAUUGCAACUUCACCGAGGAAGAAUGCGAGGAUUUGCGACAAGAUGUGGCAAACUGUCGCUUGCUAAGGAAACCCACUGUUUUUGAGUUGGAACACAAGGCAAGAGAACUGUAUGAAGAUGUAACCAAGCAUUGGAUUAGGAAAGAGUUGGUGAGGUUGCAGAACUGCGUCGAUUGGGCGAAUGAGAAGGGAAGGAGAGCAGACUUAGAUGAAUACAUUGAGCAAAGGGAACUGCUGAAGCAAGCAUGUGAACAAGAGCGACUCCUAAAACAGGUGCCGCAGGUCAUUGUAGAGGUUAUGAGCUAA